CCCCGCCGCUCCCCUCAGAGGCGCUCGGCGCGCGGGGGGCGAUGGCGGCGGUGCCGCCCUGGGGGUCUGGGCGGGUCCGGCCCCUGUCCGCCCGCGGCUGCUACCUGUCCGCCCGCGAGCAGCGGGAGGAGGACGAAAACGAGCAGGAGGGGGAGGACGGGGAGACGGCCCCGCUGCUGCCGCCGCCGCCGGGCAGCAGUUCCUCAAGUCGUGGUUCUUCCUUUGCUUUCUCAGUAUUUAAYUUAAUGAAUGCAAUCAUGGGCAGUGGGAUACUUGGCUUAUCCUAUGCUAUGGCCAACACAGGGAUCUUGGGGUUUAGUAUCUUGCUGCUGAUUGUUGCCAGCCUUGCUUCUUACUCUGUGUUUCUUCUGCUCAGUAUGUGCACUCAGACUGCUGUCACUUCUUAUGAAGACCUUGGCCUGUUUGCAUUUGGAUCAGCUGGAAAGGUCCUUGUUGCAACUACAAUAAUUAUCCAGAAUAUUGGAGCCAUGUCAUCCUAUCUSUUAAUUGUGAAGUCUGAACUUCCUGGGGCUGUUGAGGGGCUUUUGACUGGAGCCGAGAGCGGGUCGUGGUACCUCGAUGGGCGAGUGCUGCUGCUGCUUACUUCAGUCUGCAUUGUUUUUCCUCUUGCCCUUCUUCCUAAAAUUGGCUUUCUUGGCUACACAAGUAGUUUAUCAUUUUUCUUUACGGUGUACUUUACUCUUGUGGUUAUGAUUAAAAAAUGGUCGAUCCCUUGUCCUCUACCUCUGAGUAGUGCCAUGGAGACUUUACAGGUUUCAAAUUCUACUGGGGAUUGUAAAGCAAAGCUCUUUCAUCUUUCAAAAGAGAGCGCUUAUGCAAUACCAACUAUGGCCUUCUCUUUUCUGUGCCAUACCUCAGUCCUGCCAAUCUAUUGUGAGCUCCAAAGUCCGUCCAAAAGGAGAAUGCAGAUGGUAACUGUCACAGGAAUUGGUCUGAGYUUCCUAAUUUACUUUAUGUCUGCUCUCUUUGGGUAUCUGACAUUUUAUGAUAAAGUGGACUCUGAAUUGCUCCAAGGUUACUCCAGGUACCUGCCCCACGAUACCAUCAUCAUGACUGUGAGAGCAGCCAUUCUGUUUGCUGUGCUGCUGACAGUCCCUCUGAUCCAUUUCCCUGCAAGGAAAGCUGUGUUGAUGGUAUUUUUYUCUCAUCUUCCUGUGUCGUGGAUUUGCCAUAUCCUUGUCACCUUAACACUGAAUACAAUUGUUGUUCUGUUUGCGAUGUAUGUGCCAGACAUCAAAAAUGUAUUUGGAAUAGUUGGUUCAACCACAUCAACAUGUUUGCUUUUCAUUUAUCCUGGGCUAUUUUAUCUUAAACUUAACAGAGAGGACUUUAUAUCACCACAGAAACUUGGGGCAUGUGCCUUGGUUAUUUUUGGCAUUUGUGUUGGCCUUCUCAGUUUGGUUCUAAUACUUUUCAAUUGGGUUCAUCAGUGACAGCCUACUGGCACUGUCUGAACUGAGCUUCAGGAGGACAGCAAGAGCCAGAGAGGUGCCAACACUACUGCAAUGAGUGCUGUUCAUCCUAAAGAAACACUGACCAAAGCUGCCAAUGGAAGAAGUAAUGCUCUUUUCAACUCCAUUAAUGAUGGCCUUUCUUUAAUCUUGAGUCAUGCUCUUCAGUUAUUGGACAAUUCWUCUUUACUGUUCUAAAAUAUGAGUUUUUUAUGAUGUAAUAAUGAUAGGUGAAAAGGUGUCUUGAGAAUUUCUGCGAUGCAAAAAUGGUUUGGGGCUCAUCAUGGCCAAAAGUAGAAACUUGACAUAAAUUAUCCUUUCAAGACAACAAGGUGAAUAGACAUUACAUUAGUCAUUGUGUGUGAUAUAUGCACUUACAGUAAUGCACAUUGUCCUAAUCCUUGAAAAACUUCAAUUGCUGGAAUAAUUUCCAAAAUUUCAGCCAGUUCACAUUAAGAACUUGUUGAUUCCAAGUGUUUACCCUAGUUUAUCUUAAGAUGGAUCCAGAAACCAAUUGCCUUAGCUCAGUUUAAUGGGCAUGUCAUGAUAAUAUUUGUUAAUUGUCUUUUAAAAUAGUUUUUCUAUGUCAGCACACUUGAAUCAUCUUGAUGUAAUUUUUAAAUUAGCAGGCUUUGCCCAUCAGGCAUAAUAGCUCUUAGUAGCAUUUCAUUUUGUAUUUUCAUUUUGCAGUUAAUAAUAGACAUUUUUCAACUAAUACUUGCUUUUGAAACCACUCAAUAUACCUCAAUAUU
Messenger RNA from Malurus melanocephalus (red-backed fairy wren), 2224 nucleotides. RefSeq names its product solute carrier family 38 member 6 (gene SLC38A6). Gene Ontology annotation, molecular function: L-glutamine transmembrane transporter activity. The transcript is spliced from 16 exons. Gene Ontology annotation, biological process: amino acid transmembrane transport; L-glutamine transport. The record is from RefSeq and is a predicted model, not a curated record. Lineage: Eukaryota; Metazoa; Chordata; Aves; Passeriformes; Maluridae. Bases 42 to 1454 code for a protein of 470 amino acids.